Messenger RNA from Glarea lozoyensis ATCC 20868, 552 nucleotides. RefSeq lists its product as uncharacterized. Bases 1 to 552 code for a protein of 183 amino acids. The transcript has 2 exons. NCBI's taxonomy places the organism in Eukaryota, Fungi, Ascomycota, Leotiomycetes, Helotiales, Helotiaceae. Gene Ontology annotation, cellular component: plasma membrane. The record is from RefSeq and is a predicted model, not a curated record.
AUGGCGGAAUCUCCACGACUUCUCGCGCGUCUCUUCCUCCUCGUCGCGUUCCUCUCUGCAGCCCUCGCACAAUCCGCAAUCACACCAGAGACUUCAAGAAAUGCGUCGAUAUGGCAGUACCCAGGAAACUCGGGGUGGACGUACGAGGGAUGUCACAAUGAGACGGUUACAGCGAAUGGGUCGGAUAGCGGUUUAAGGGCGCUGGUUCAGAGUGAUGGUACGGGGACGAGUACAUCGUCAGACAACAUGACUGUAAAGAUGUGUCUGGACUUUUGCGCUGAGAAGAACUUUCCUUUAGCUGGUGUGGAAUAUACGAGGGAAUGUUACUGCUCGCAAACCAUACGUUCUGAAGCAGUACGAGACGAUGCUUCUUGCAAUCUUGCAUGCCAGGGAAACACGACUCAGAUAUGUGGUGGCUACCGCGCUAUAAGUGUGUAUCAGAACUCGAAGAAUUCGAAGAAAAGUGCCUCGUCGAAAGGAUUUCAGGAAACGUCGGUUGGCAGUGUUUUGGCUUUGGGAAUUGCUGUUGGAGCUGCGCUUUACCUCACAUAA